This is a messenger RNA of Punica granatum (pomegranate), 1204 nucleotides long. The record is from RefSeq and is a predicted model, not a curated record. NCBI's taxonomy places the organism in Eukaryota, Viridiplantae, Streptophyta, Magnoliopsida, Myrtales, Lythraceae.
AUCAGCACCACCUUCUCUGUCCUCCAUUUAUAUUCUCCUCUUCCCACCCAUUGAUUCUCCGCCAAAUCCUUCCAUCAUUUGUUUAAGUCGUCACACAGCUAUGCAGCAGGCAAUCUCUUACAAGUCAUGGCUACCGAUCCACACGGCCGACACCAUAAACCGAUCGGCGAUCUCCCGGACGUCCUCGGGCCAGAGCAACGCAGGGGAUGAGCCUGUGAAGGGGUCGGCGGAGGACGUGCGGGAGGUGGUCAGAGAGAAUGCGGUGAUAGUGUUCGGGAGGCGCGGGUGCUGCAUGACCCACGUGGUCAAGCGGCUGCUGCUGGGGCUCGGGGUCAACCCUCCGGUGCAUGAGGUCGAUGAGAAGGACGAGGUGAGGACGGUCGAGGAACUUCAGGGUAUCGGCGGCGGGGGUGAUGGGCGGGUCCAGUUCCCCGCGGUGUUCAUCGGGGGGAGGUUGUUCGGGGGAUUGGAUCGGGUCAUGGCGACACAUAUUACUGGCGAAUUGGUCCCUAUACUGAAGGAAGCUGGGGCGUUGUGGCUCUGAUCCAUUAUUAGAAAUUAGUCCUUUUUCUUUUUCCUCCUCCCAUUUUCAUUUUUCAUCAUUGAACCAGAGAGAGGUUUACUUGUUCUCUUUUUUUUUUUAAUAAUUUGUACUUAGGAUUUGAAUGGAGUAAGUAUAUAUAUAUAUAUAUAUAUAUAUAUAUAUUUGGUAUUUCAUCCAAAAAAAGUUACCCUCGACAGCUGUCUUGGCUGUCUCUCUCUUUUUUUCUUUUUUUUCCCUCCAUUUCUUCUUUUCGUGGCAACACGAGAUAUAUUCAAUUUAUUGAUCGAAAAUUAUAUUAAAAAUCCAGCACUGCUCGUAAAAUUUGAAUACUGACUGUACAAUUUGCGGGUCGUUAUCUGUGUCUUUCUCUCGCAUUCCCACAGCUUCUACAAGCAUUGCACAGGAACUUACCUAAAGAUGAAUCACAUGGCACCAACUACCUUACCUACCUUUUACCAGCUUUCAUUUGAUGACUUACUUAUCCAGUUUCUGCUUAGUCAAUCCCUUCUUCUACCUUGGAUCAGAUCUCACAUGUUCGUGUAAUUAGGUUACUAUUAUGUAACCAGAUCAUCGGCUUCGGGGAGAAUGUGCUACCCAGAAUGCAAUGGUAUAGGAUGUACUAAUCGACGUUUCUUAUAUACACCGGAUACGUUCUAUUUC